This is a messenger RNA of Solanum tuberosum (potato), 834 nucleotides long. RefSeq names its product polyubiquitin-like. Bases 1 to 834 code for a protein of 277 amino acids. Gene Ontology annotation, cellular component: cytosol; nucleoplasm. The transcript has a single exon. Gene Ontology annotation, biological process: proteasome-mediated ubiquitin-dependent protein catabolic process. Lineage: Eukaryota; Viridiplantae; Streptophyta; Magnoliopsida; Solanales; Solanaceae. The record is from RefSeq and is a predicted model, not a curated record. Gene Ontology annotation, molecular function: proteasome binding; polyubiquitin modification-dependent protein binding; ubiquitin binding.
AUGGAUGUAUUCAUUCAACCAACAAAAGGAAGGUCAUUUGCAAUCGAAGUCGGAUAUUUUGACACUAUUUUAGAGAUCAAAGACAAGAUCCAAAGAGAUCAAGGUAUUCCUAUACCAAAACAAACUCUAAUCUUCAAAGGUAACGUGUUAGACGAUCAUCUAAACGUUCAUUAUUCAGAUAUCCUUGAUCGUUCUCACAUUCAACUCGUCAUAGAAUCCGAACCGGACAAGAAUAACGUGGUCAAGAUAGAACAACCGGCACCAUCAUCUCUAACGAGAAAAAUCCAACUCCUCCUCAAAAUGCCAAAGUCCAAACUCGGAGUCGCGUUAGAGGUGGACGUUACGGAUAGUGUUAGGAGGGUAAAAGAGAGAAUUCAUGAUAUGGAAGGUGUACAUGUGAGUAAAUUAGUCAUGCAUGCAAAUGGAAUCGAAUUGAUUGAUCAUCAGACUCUUCAAGAUUAUAGACUUAUAGAUAAUUCAGAAAUCAAUGUUAGUAUCAGACCUAGUACGAUCAUGGUGUCCGCACCACCACCACCAACAACAACUUUUUUGGGAUCGCCCAUGAAUAAUAACGGAAAUGGACUGAAGAAAUUAAGAAUUAUGAUUUUAUCGAAAUGUGGCACUAAUAAAAUUCCGAUCGAAGUUAAUCCAUCAGACAAUGUGGGACAUUUGAAGAAAGAGUUGCAAAAAUUGGAAUUAGAGCUUCCACAAGAAGGGUAUUUUUUUAUUUAUAAACAAAAUGUUAUGGAUGAUGAUCGUUCAUUUAGAUGGCAUCAUGUUUGUCAAGGUGACACUAUUGAGAUCUUUAAUGGUAGUGUCACUGGUGGAGUUUGA